AUGGCGCAAGAAUCGCAAAUUGCACCCCGCUACCUGAGCGGCGACAAGCCCGCGAUCCGCAAAUUCUUGGAUAAGUUUGAUGUAUUCCUAUUUGACUGCGAUGGAGUACUCUGGUCCGGUGAUCACCUCUUCCCUGGGACCGUUGAGACAUUGGAAUUAUUGCGCAAAAAUGGAAAGCAAGUGGUUUUCGUGACAAAUAACAGCACCAAGUCGCGCGCCGACUACCGCAAGAAGCUUGAAGGAUUGGGUAUUCCCAGUACAGUGGAAGAGAUCUUCUCCUCGUCGUACAGCGCGUCCAUCUAUAUUUCCCGCAUUUUACAGCUUCCCGAGAACAAGCGCAAGGUCUAUGUGAUUGGCGAGACCGGAAUUGAGCAAGAGCUCGGCUCCGAGAACGUAAAGUUCAUUGGUGGUACAGACCCUGCGUACCGCCGCGAUAUCACCCCAGAGGACUACAAGAGAAUCGCUGCGGGUGAUGAGUCCCUAUUGGACCCCGAAGUUGGAGUGGUGCUCGUCGGCCUUGACUUCCACUUCAACUACCUUAAGAUGGCGCUUGCGUACCAUUACGUGAAGCGCGGUGCGGUGUUCCUCGCCACGAACAUCGACUCCACUCUGCCAAACUCGGGAACUCUCUUCCCCGGUGCCGGCUCAAUGAGCGCGCCUCUGAUCAUGAUGCUUGGCCAGGAGCCUGUUGCUCUUGGAAAGCCCAGUCAAGCUAUGAUGGACUCCGUUGAGGGCAAGUUCAAGUUCGAUCGUAGCCGCACGUGCAUGGUCGGUGACCGUGUCAACACGGAUAUUCGAUUUGGUCUUGAGGGCAAACUUGGUGGCACUCUAGGUGUGCUGACUGGUGUCUCGUCGAAAGAGGAGUUCGUGUCUGGAGAGAUCAGGCCUCACGCUUAUCUGGAUAAGCUUUCCGACCUGCUCGACUCCGAGUAA
Penicillium brevicompactum is the source of this 933-nucleotide messenger RNA. RefSeq lists its product as uncharacterized. Bases 1 to 933 code for a protein of 310 amino acids. The record is from RefSeq and is a predicted model, not a curated record. The transcript is spliced from 5 exons. Lineage: Eukaryota; Fungi; Ascomycota; Eurotiomycetes; Eurotiales; Aspergillaceae. Gene Ontology annotation, molecular function: alkaline phosphatase activity; phosphoglycolate phosphatase activity.